Cylicocyclus nassatus is the source of this 2384-nucleotide messenger RNA. The record is from the annotation of a GenBank genome assembly. NCBI's taxonomy places the organism in Eukaryota, Metazoa, Nematoda, Chromadorea, Rhabditida, Strongylidae.
AUCCAGUCGGCGGCUAUCGACCGACACGCAACGCUCUGGCGUACUCCUCCGCCACUCACACAUCUGCGCGUGUCCGGCGCCGGCUGCGUCUCUGCAGGCAACGUUCGCUCUCACGUGCACGUCUAGACGCGGCCGUCGUCUUCUCCAGCGUUCUCACAGACGAGCCAGCCACCGCGUAACCCAGCAGCAGACGAUGGCCACCGUCACACAGGAUGCAGCCUACGCCGUAGACCCUCUUCUCUAUCGUCUACCGGAGUUCCCCUCAGCUAUUCCCAUCGCGCCGACUCCAGCAAUGAGUCCGUGUGAUUCCGAGGGAAUCGCUGCAUGGAUUACCAUCAGCGGAGGUGCCUUUCCUGCUAUGGUGUUGGGCGGUGAGCCGCGCAUUCCGCUCAACUUGCUCCUCAGCCGCGUUCUGAUUUCACAAGGAGUCAGUGAGAUACAAACCAUGAUGGAUGAUCUGAAUAUACACAAAUCAAUAGCCACAAGUGAUCAAGCGGAACGUCUCCGUAAAAUGGAUUCGGAAAUAACUCAGGAUCUUGCCAGUUUGAACUUGGUGACUCGCACAGAUGCGGAAAGAAUAUGUGGCAUUGUACGAAUAGAGAGUGAUCCCGGUGCUGGAGCAGAAUCUGAAGUGGACGAAUCCGAACGAUUAUGUGUGCAGCAUCAACUGUUCGGAACUGUGAAUGGAUGGUUAUAUCCAUCCAGAAAAGGCGGGCGAAGUAUACGCUGUCGUGAAUGCGAGUGCUUCUUCACGCCGGAGGACUUUGUCGCUCACUCACAUACUGACAACAGAGAGUCACAGCGCACGGUGCAUUGGGGUUUCGAUCCUGCCAAUUGGCGCUUGAUGCUGGAACUGGUGAAGCCAUCCUCCGAGUCCGCUGCCUGUAAAGAACGAUGGAAACAAUUUAUUGAUGAAGGGAGCACUUGCUUACCGAAAGUGACGGAAGAGUGUAGCCUGCUGAAGAAAACGAAACGUGCUAGCAUAAGCCAGGCUGAGGAGGUUCCCAUCAAGAUUGCGAGAUCUACGGGUUUUUCGAGUAUUGACGAGAAAUCAUUGACUGGUUCAAGCUAUGCAGCAUCUUCGUGUUCAAUCAGUUCGCUUCCACGCGACGAUCUGAAUCGUUUAUUUGGCUGUAUUUCGAUGGAUCCGCUUGCAAUGCUCACAGACACCAUGCGAAAAGAGACUGCGUUCAAGUUAAAGUCCUUCUCCGGUCUGCACGAAAAAUCAUCGCCUUCUGGAUGUACACAGCUCGUUCCACUAGAUCGUCUGCCACUCUCCGCGAUUCCCGAUCCAAGCACUUUUAUGUUGAUCGAUGACAAUAUGAUGCGAAUUCGAUCAAGCUGCGAGAAAUUGGAGGCUCUUGAAUUUGCAUUGAAACAGUCGACAACAGCUGAUCCAGCCAUCAUGGCUGCUAUUCGAGACAUAAGAGCCUCUUUAUCACAGGGCACUGGAGCAGAAUACCAGCGACUUCGUAAUGCUUACGAGUUCCUCUUUGCGCUGUUUCGUCAGUCGUGCGAUCCACUUGGAAGCGCCAGCGAUCCACUUUUGCGAGCAGCAGUAGCAAAUCUACGGUCUGAUCAACUCGCCCUUGGAGUUGCAAUGACUAAUCCGAAGCAAUCUUUGAAGACCCGGCAGUACUCGGAUUUCGUUCAGCAACACAUGAAAUUAGCUGAGAUGAGCCCAGUAGGAAAUGGAGCAAAAUUGCCCACUAUGCCACCGCUGUCGGUUGCGGCUUCAGUGGCUCCGAUGGAUCCCCAGCUACUACAAAACCUUUUAGUACAACAACUCAUGCAUUUCGCAUCUGCUCCGCAGUUGACACAAUGACAGCCCACAGUUUUUGAUUCUUUACUGCCAUAUGGGUGGUAGCAUGAGUGUGGCUCGAGCCACUUUACUGGUAACUAAGUACUAUUACAAUGAAAAUCUCUUGCUUCUCUAUUCUCAUUCCUUGUAGUCGUGUGGUUUUCUGUAGAACUUCAUAUUUUUAUUGCCGGAAUCACAAACGCAAUCAAGUUGUUUAUAUCUAUUGUAUGUUACUUGAUAACUUUAGCAGGGUAUCUGUGAUUGCGUAUGUGAGAGUGGUUUAUGAAUCGAUUUGUAAUUCGUUCCACCAAAGUGUAAAGAAGUUGUGACAAGUAGGCUCCUGAAAUGGUUCUUUUUGAUACGUUCAAAUUCUUGAUUUUGAUUGAUUCCUUCAGUUGUUAUCUUCUUACCUCAAACAGAUUUCUAUUGAUUAGUACCAUCGGAGUCGCUCCGUGCAUUAGAUCAGAGUUUAUUGUGAUGCGGUUUUAGUAUUAGCAUUAUUGCUACCGUCUAGUCGAGUAAUUCUGAAUUAUGGGUGUAGUCAAGGACAAAAUCACAAGAAGAAUAAAUCUUUGUCUUUGAU